Molecule: messenger RNA, 2537 nt
Organism: Ictidomys tridecemlineatus (thirteen-lined ground squirrel)
Lineage: Eukaryota; Metazoa; Chordata; Mammalia; Rodentia; Sciuridae
Gene: Noct
Product: nocturnin
Biological process (GO): circadian rhythm
Molecular function (GO): poly(A)-specific ribonuclease activity
Source: RefSeq, a predicted model, not a curated record
CUGUGACGUUGGUUGGUCGCAGUUUUGGUGUAUUGUGUACUUUAUUCUUGAGGGUUUUCUUGGGCCCAAGGUUGAUCAGCUUCGGCAGCUUCCCAGUGUGUUCCAUGGGAAACGGCACGAGCAGACUCUAUAGUGCUCUCGCCAAGACACUGAACAGCAGCGCUGCCUCUCAGCACCCAGAGUACUUGGUGUCACCAGACCCAGAACAUCUGGAACCCAUUGAUCCUAAAGAGCUUCUCGAGGAGUGCAGGGCUGUCCUGCAUACUCGACCUCCCCGGUUCCAGAGGGACUUUGUGGAUCUGAGGACAGAUUGCCCCAGUAGCCACCCACCCAUUAGGGUCAUGCAAUGGAACAUCCUCGCCCAAGCACUUGGAGAGGGCAAGGACAACUUUGUACAGUGCCCUGUUGAAGCUCUCAAGUGGGAAGAGAGGAAGUGUCUCAUUCUGGAGGAAAUCCUCGCCUACCAGCCGGACAUACUGUGCCUGCAAGAGGUGGACCACUAUUUUGACACCUUCCAUCCUCUCCUCAGUCGACUGGGCUAUCAGGGCACCUUCUUCCCGAAGCCCUGGUCACCUUGUCUGGACGUUGAACACAACAAUGGACCAGAUGGCUGUGCCUUAUUUUUUCUCCAGAACCGGUUCAAGCUGGUCAACAGUGCCAAUAUCAGGCUGACGGCCAUGACGCUGAAGACCAACCAGGUGGCCAUUGCUCAGACCCUGGAGUGCAAAGAAUCAGGACGACAGUUCUGCAUCGCCGUCACCCACUUGAAAGCUCGCACUGGCUGGGAGCGGUUUCGGUCGGCCCAGGGCUGUGACCUUCUCCAGAACCUGCAGAACAUCACGCAAGGGGCCAAGAUCCCCCUGAUCGUCUGCGGGGACUUCAACGCGGAGCCCACCGAAGAGGUCUACAAGCACUUCGCGUCCUCCAGCCUCAACCUCAACAGCGCCUACAAGCUGCUGAGCGCCGACGGGCAGUCGGAGCCCCCGUACACCACCUGGAAGAUCCGGACCUCGGGCGAGUGCAGGCACACCCUGGACUACAUCUGGUACUCGAGGCAGGCGCUGAGCGUGCGCUCGGCGCUCGACCUGCUCACCGAGGAGCAGAUCGGGCCCAACCGGCUCCCCUCCUUCAACUACCCCUCCGACCACCUCUCUCUGGUGUGUGACUUCAGCUUUAACGAGGGACCCGACGCCCUUCUAUGAAAGCCCCUCUGGCCUUUAAUCCCAGCAGUCUUCGCCAGGGGUGUUCCGGAAGCUGAAGAGGAGGACGUGGCCUGCGGAGGGUCCCCAGGCUCUGCUCCCUUCCUGCCUUUCCAGCAUGCCCUUGGGAAGAUCCCGGCAGUUCACGAACCUUUUCAACCAAAACCUGUAGCAAAAAAGCUGUGUGCACUCCAGUCUCGGCUUCUGUCCUCCCUCCUGAGCAUUCCCUUUGGACCUGUCAGUGAAGGGCAUUCAGCUGGGCUCGCUCGAAGCUUCUCAGUUUGCAGAUGCUUAGAAACUCGCGGGCUUGCUCGCCUCCUCCGUAGCGAACACUCAGUAGGUAGGAAAAUCUCGCUAGAGCGCGUUUCAAGUUAUUUAUUUGUGAGUUUUUCAAAUGUCAUCAAGAUAAUGCAUGGCAAUAUUUAUUAUUUUUAUAUCUUCAUGUAAAACUAAAUUAUAGCAUCAUGAACGUUUUCGAACCGUGCAAGACACAAGUUAUAAGUAACUUAGUAAUUUUCUUCAAGCUUUAAAAUGUUCCCCUCUGGUGGCCUAACAAUGUGCACAGAGCAGCUGUUCAGCCUGGGAGGUGGGGAGGGUGUUAUCUAAGUCUGAAUAUGGGGACUGAUGCGCUCUUCACCAAUACUGCUCUCUCUGCCUCUGUUUCCCAUUGUGUUUCUUGAAAUUCCAGUUCGUUUUCCAUUAUUUAAUCAUUGCUGUAUAUUGUCCUUUUUCCAUUGGGAUAAUAGUCGUAUGCAUUUGAAAGUUAGUCAGUAUCAUCAUCAUUUGUGUUGGAAUGUGCUUUCACCAUGAUUAUUUAGGAGCUGUUAUGUGGCCAUGGCUAAGAAAGCCGGGGGACCUUCUUUUCAGAGAUGUGAAGGCUAUUUUGUUUCGUUUUGUAUUUGUUUUGGUUUUUUUUUUUUUUUUUUUUUGGUACUGGGGAUUGAGCGCAUAUGUGCUUUACCACUGAGCUACAUCCCCAGCCCUUUUUCUAAGACAGGGUCUUUCUGAGUUGCCCAGGCUGGCCCCAAAACUUGUGAUCCUCUUGCCUCAGCCUCCUGAGCUGCUAAGAUUACAGAGAUGGGAAACUAUAGAAAGCUUCUAAUUGGGCCGUCAUAGAAAUUUCCUAGGAAAGCGAUAUGACUGUGGUUUAAAACAUCUACAAAGAAGAAUGUAAGAAGUUAAAAGAUAACCAUAAUUCUCAACCAUCAGAAAUAAAAGUGAUAAAGAUAACAGGUAAAGCCUCUUCCAAACAACAUAACCCAUCAGGAGUAAACUGGUACAUAUUUUAUUGUAUGAGUUGUAAAUAUUUAAGAUUAAUAAAUGGCCUUUUAAAGCUUG